Molecule: messenger RNA, 1401 nt
Organism: Ricinus communis (castor bean)
Lineage: Eukaryota; Viridiplantae; Streptophyta; Magnoliopsida; Malpighiales; Euphorbiaceae
Exons: 5
Coding region: 252-1172 (306 amino acids)
Biological process (GO): ribosomal small subunit biogenesis
Source: RefSeq, a predicted model, not a curated record
CCUUGACCGGUUCCAACGGCGUCGUUUGGAAAGAAAUUACGCACGGGCGACGUCGUAUUCGAGGAGACUAUUUACCUUCUUCCACAUGGAGCAUACUGAAGCUCUACAAACUUCCAUAUCUUCCCUUAAAUAUCAAAACUUUCAAUUCCCUGAGUAUUUGCUUUCACUUUUUCACACGGCCUGCAAUAAGGGGAGAGGGAGAAAAAGAGAGGGAAAGAAAAGAGAUAACAAAAGCCCACUUCUCAAAAAUCAUGGAUUUGCUUUCACCUCGGUGCAUGAGAUUUUCUCCACCAAGCACCAGCUUCACAUACAGGUCUUCUCUUUCAAACCACAACUUCCCAUUCCCAUCCUGGAAACACCCAUUUCUUGCAAUUCCAAUAAAGUCCUUCACACUUCAUGCCAAGAAGAGAAACUCUCAGCCUGAACCAGUUCUCAAACCAACCAUAAUUGAAGAAGUAUCAAUGGAUAAUGAAGAUGAAGAACAGCUUCUGUUUGAUGACCUUGGUGAUGAGGCAUUGAUUGAUGGAGAAGAUGAGGAUUUUGAGGAUGAGUACCUGGAAGAUGAAGCAGAACUCUACGUUGGAGAUGGAGCUGGAGGAGGUGGAAUUGCGCUUGCUGGGACAUGGUGGGAUAUAGAAGUACUAAGAUUAGCUGAAGAAGUUUGCAAAUCUUUCGAUGGUGAGCUAAAAUUAUAUGCCUUUAAGACAUUGUCAAAUUCUACUAUUCAAGUGCGCAUUGAAAGGCUUACAAAUAGGUCUGGCUCCCCCACUAUGGAAGAUAUUGAAGCCUUUUCCACAACCUAUAGAACAUGGUUGGAUGAAGCCGAGCUUGCUAAAACCAUACCAACUAAUAUAGCUUUGGAGGUGUCGUCUCCUGGUGUUGAAAGGAUAGUUCGAAUUCCAGAAGAGCUGGAUCGGUUCAAGGAUCGGUCUAUGUAUGUGAAAUAUGCCAGUGAAACAUCUGGGAUGGAAUCACCCUCAGAAAAUAAUGGUGUUUUCAGACUCAUUUCUUUUGACAUAGAGACAGAAUGUUGCACUUGGGGUUUGGCAGAUGUGAGGAUAAAUAGAGAGAAAUCAGGGAAGGGAAGACCACUUAGCAAAAAGCAAAGAGAGUGGCGCUUGAACACACGCUUUGAUUCCUUGCUUUUGGUCAGACUAUAUUCUGAAAUUUGAAUGAUACUGUUUCUUUUCUUUUUAUCCCUGAUCUUGUGCAUACCUAUAGGAAACUUCAGCAUUACUCAUUUAGCAUAGUAAUGGCUAUUUCAACACAAAAAUGUAGUUCUCAGUUGGCUGUGUCCCUGUAUGAUAUUGUCCAAUCUGUAUCUUAAAAUCUAAAUUAUCAGAUAUACUGAUUCUAUUUACUGUACAUGUUUGAAUAGAACUUGGUAUCUUCUUCUUCUUC